AGCAGAGAUACAGCUGAUCUACAGCUUACAUAAAACCUGAAUGAUAAAAUAAACUUUGUCAUUGUAAGCCACUGAGAUUUGCGAGUUGUUCCUGCUGCAAAGCCAAGUAAUACACUGUGCUACCCACCUCACAUAUUUGUCUGAAGCGGACUUUAAAAAUGUUUUAAAGGACUUUAUAAUGUUCUAUGCCCGUCUAUGUCUCAAACCAGCUCCUUCUCUCGCCAUAGAUUGAUGCAGGUCAGAAAAGUUAGGAACAGCACUAACUUAUGUGAGACAGUAAAGUGGGAAUACCUGCUUUCAAAGCUGCACCUCUCUCUCCUGCCUUUCUGCCAUUGGCCCCCAAAUUAGUUGCUACUGCCCCGUUAGGAUUAUACUCAGUUCCUAUCCCAUCUCCUCAUAAAACAAAAUAAUCGCACGGGUUUUGUUAUUUGUGAUGUGAACUUUCAUAAAAAUAUUGAAAUGCUACCGCUUUUUCUGCUAGUGCUGGCCCCAAUUCUUCUGAGAAAAUGCUCAGAACUGCCGGCGUCUGUUUCUUCUCCAUAUUUUGGUUAAAUUUUACUUUAAUCCUUCAUUUAGUCAGUUUUGCCAGAACUUCUCUGUGCAAUCCUAUUUAAAUUCAAAGCACUCUAUGAAAAAAUUUCAAAAGGAUCGCUUUAAAAAAAAAAAGACAUUUCAAUUUAACUAGCAGUAAGUAACUCUUGUUGACUAAACUCAAUAAAGAAGCAACCACUGAGAUAGCAGAGAAAAAGCUCAAGAGGUGGCACCCCGACUCACAUUAACCCAGGGAGACAUGAUGGCUAGGGAAGUAGGUGGGACAAUGACUGGGCCCGAAAACAAGAAAAUCUUUGUUAAAAAAGCCUCCCAUUUCUGCACGAUUAAGUUGAAAGAAGGUGAGCUUCGAGUUAAGUAAGCCUAGGCAGUUUUGAAUUCCAGCUCGCCCGCAAUCUCUUGCAACCUUAGGCCGCUUACCUGAGACUUAGCCUUUCUUACCCAACAAAUCAGGGAAAAUAACAGCUACCUUACAAGACUAGCAAGUUCGUGUUAAAUGGAGUGAGAUGAGUGGAACACCUAACAGAGGACUCAGACAAUAACAGCGUCUCCAAAAAUUCUCGAUUUGUGGUUGGCUGAGGCGGAGGAACAAGAUGGCGGCGCCGGCUGCGUGACCGGGCCCUCUGGCCCACAGCCGUUGGCAGUGGUGGCAGCGGUACUGCUGCCCCAACUCGCUGUGCCCCCUUUCUCAGCCCGCAACGUCGCCACGACAGCGAGGCAGCAACCGCAACCCAGAAAGAGGUGGUGGCCCAGGCUGGCAACCUUGAGAAACCCUCGCAAACUGUGGCCUGGCGGAAAUCCUGGUGUGCUGCAAGGAUCAGGCUGACUCCGGGCCCUGUAACACCUAGAAAGGCCUCGGUGGCCAUUUCCAGCAGCCCUCACCCUCAGCCUUGUAGGUCGGCGGGCCCCGGAGGCCUCCAUCCUCCCCUAGAGGGGUCAGGGCUGAGCCCAGCCUCCAUCGUUGCCUCUCAGGAUGGCAAACAACAGCGGCUCCAAGGCCGAACUCGUUGUGGGAGGGAAAUACAAACUGGUGCGGAAGAUCGGGUCUGGCUCCUUUGGAGACGUUUAUCUGGGCAUCACCACCACCAACGGCGAGGAAGUAGCAGUGAAGCUGGAAUCUCAGAAGGUCAAGCACCCCCAGUUGCUGUAUGAGAGCAAACUCUACACGAUUCUUCAAGGUGGGGUUGGCAUCCCCCACAUGCACUGGUAUGGUCAGGAAAAAGACAACAAUGUGCUAGUCAUGGACCUUCUGGGACCCAGCCUCGAAGACCUCUUUAAUUUCUGUUCAAGAAGGUUCACCAUGAAAACUGUACUUAUGUUAGCCGACCAGAUGAUCAGCAGAAUUGAAUACGUGCAUACAAAGAAUUUUCUUCACCGAGACAUUAAACCAGAUAACUUCCUGAUGGGUACUGGGCGUCACUGUAAUAAGUUGUUCCUUAUUGAUUUUGGUUUGGCCAAAAAGUACAGAGACAACAGGACCAGGCAACACAUACCGUACAGAGAAGAUAAACACCUCAUUGGCACUGUCCGAUAUGCCAGCAUCAAUGCACAUCUUGGUAUUGAGCAGAGCCGCCGAGAUGACAUGGAAUCCUUAGGCUACGUUUUCAUGUAUUUUAAUAGAACCAGCCUGCCGUGGCAAGGACUAAGGGCUAUGACAAAAAAACAAAAAUAUGAAAAGAUUAGUGAGAAGAAGACGUCCACCCCUGUUGAAGUUUUAUGUAAGGGGUUUCCUGCAGAAUUCGCCAUGUACUUGAACUACUGUCGUGGGCUGCGCUUUGAGGAAGUCCCAGAUUACAUGUAUCUGAGGCAGCUAUUCCGCAUUCUUUUCAGGACCCUGAACCACCAAUAUGACUACACAUUUGAUUGGACGAUGUUAAAGCAUAAAGCAGCACAGCAGGCAACCUCUUCCAGUGGGCAGGGUCAGCAGGCCCAAACCCAGACAGGCAAGCAAACUGAAAAAAACAAGAAUAAUGUGAAAGAUAACUAAGCGUGAAUGAGGAACAGAAGAAGCAGAGCAGAUGAUUCGAGCAGCAUUUGUUUCUCCCCACAUCUAGAAAUUGUAGUUCAUAUGUACACCAGCUAGUGGCUGUGGACAACCAUUUAGUUGGUGUAAAAAACUUUAUUUCAAUAUAAACUGACUCUGGGGAGCGUUGGUGAUGCUGUAUCGCAAGGUGUAGCCGCUGUAAUUGUGAAUAUUAACUGAGGUAGUGAAACAUGGUGUCUGGUUUUCUAUUGCAUUUAUUCAAGUAGAAAAAUUAACUAAAUGGUUGACACACACGAAUUGGUGGAGACAUUGUCCAUAUGCCAAUUUUUUGUUAAAACCUUUUAUUUUGAACUAGACUGCUUUGAGAUAUCAUUUCAGAAGGACAGUCUUCGGCCACAGCUGCGAAGGUUGUAAAUGCUUACGAUUGAGCAUUUUUAGGGUUUCUCCAUCCCUGGGGUUUGCAAAUUGUUCACAUAAAGAGCAUUCUUAAAAUGGUUGGCUUCUUGUCUGCAAGCCAGCUGAUCUAGUAGUAACCAAAAAUUCCAGUUUUGAGAAUAGGAAAGAUUCCGCCUGCUUACCUGUGAAGACAUAAGAAAAUCUUAGUAACUACCAGAUUAUCUUUAGAAUUCCACAUUAACUCUAUCAUGUUCUCGGUAUUUUAAAAACAACAACCAUAUUUGUCACAGAAAUUUAGUUAACAUCUUACAACUGAACAUGUAUGUACAUGGCUUAGAUAAAUGUAAUCACCGUAAACACCUAUAUGAUCUGGGAUUUUGUUCAUAUUUUGAAAUGGGAGCUUUUAUGUUUUACAAGUUCACUAAAAUCUAAAAACUGUUUCUAUAAGGAAAUGAUACUUUUUUAAACAACAACCAAAAAAUGCCUUGUUGAUUCACUAGGAAAUAAAAAUCUCCCCAAUUUUUCGAUAGUCAACUUCAAGCCAUUUGUUACAUGAUAUUCCCUUGCAAGUAAAUUUUAUUUCAUUAUAUAACUUUUUUCAAUGUUUUUAUUCUAAAAUAAUUGUUUUGUAUGAAGGGGAAAUGUAUUCUUUCAUUUUUCUUUUUCUAAUGACUUGUGGUAAAAUAUCUAGUACUGCACCUGCCAAAACUUGGUAUUGUUACUUUUUCCACUGACUAAUAGCUGGGCUGAUUUCAAAUAAGAAUGCAAGCAUUGAAGGGUUUGACUAUAAAACAUUGUUGUUUAAAAUACUUGUGAAAUGGCUAUAAGCAGUUGACUUUUACCCUUGGAGGGCACACUGUGUGAGGUUCUGUGAUCAUUGACCCUCCCUAACCCCCAUCUGCUUCUCUGAAUUAUCUGUGUGUGCGUGCUCUUCCUCUCAAUCUUUUUGCACGUUCUUUUCUUUUUCUCUGAUGCAAGAUAAAGGAAAACUCAUUUUCCUUUUAAUUCUUUAAAUCAUGUAAUUUAUUCACUUACAGAAUGUCAGGAUAAAUUAAAAGAACAUUUGUCUGAAAAUGCUGCCAGGAGCCUAUUGUGUACAUGUAGGCAUUUUGUAAAAUAACCUUGAAAUUGUAAAUUGCCACAUGUUUGGUCAGAUUGUGUCAGGUUUCAUUUAUUUUUUUCUCUUUUUCAUUUGAAAACUACUUCAGCAAUAAUUAAUUCCAUGAUUACCACAUUCUGCCAUUAAGGGAUAUAUUAGUACUAUUAUACUGAAGAAAUCUUAAUAAAUCCAAAUGUUGGGGGUAGGAAGCUUGUUUGUUUCUUUCUAUCCACCCUUGUUAGUUAAGGUAUUUGUUUCUUAGCUAUUAAGCCCUUUCCAGAAAUCAGUCUCAUAAAGCUAUUUUUGAGUAUAGUUUAUAUAACAGAAAAUAUUUAGCUUUGGUAGUAACUUUUCCAAGCUGACCUCCCUCUAGCAAGAUAUUUUUCAGUGCUUUUAUUCAGUAUGUACUUAUUCUGAAAUAUUUUUGUAUUCUUGCCAUUUGAAAAGGUUGUGGCAUAGUUGGUCUAUAAUGAAGUUGCAGAUUUAAAACUACUGUUAGCUUUGUAAAACAAAAUAUAGAUGUUUUUGUCCUGGUAUAUCAUCAUUCCAUUUUUCUUCUAGAUACCAUUCAUUGUCUUCAGAGUUCACAAAAGAAGAAUGUGAAAUUCAGUGAAUGCUGUUACUAGUUGUGCCAAGAGAUGAAUCUCAUUUCACAAAAAUUAAAUUAUGUUUUUCCACUAAAAGGUGAUAUAAGUUGAAGAAACAUCACUGUGAUAUUAGGAGACCUCACCACUUAAGGCUCCACAGUGGCUUACUCAGCUGAAUUCUAAGUUACUGCUCUUUAGUUUGUUCACCCAUUGGAGAGCGCAGUUUUUUUAAAUGUUGGGAGAUGGCCAUUCUAACUACUGUUCAAUGUCUCUGUUUUGGGGAGGGUAAAACAAGAAAAUAAAAAAAAAAAGAUUAUACGUGUCCGGGCACAGUGGCUUAUGUCUGUAAUCCCAGCACUUUGGGAGGCCGACGCAUACGGAUCAACUGAGGUCAGGAGUUUGAGACAAGCCUGGGCAACAUGGUGAAACCUCAUCUCUACUAAAAAAUACAAAAAGUAGCCAGGCAUGGUGGUGGACACCUUGUAGUCCCAGCUACCCAGGAGGCUGAGGCAGGAGAAUCACUUGAACCCGGGAGACAAAGGUUGCAGUGAGCCGAGAUUGCACAACUGCACCCCAACCUGGGUGACAGAGCAAGACUGUCUGAAAAAAAAAAAAGAGUAGACGUGAAGGGAGACAUUGGUUAUCUCCUACCAUAUGGAUGUGCUUAUGCUUUGAUGGUCUACAAAUAGAUAUUUAGAGGUUUACCUUUACUAUGAUUUUUCCACCAACAAAUAUUUUUAUUAAGAGAUUUUCCUACUUCUGCUAAUACUCACAAAGACUUAUUAAUGUUUCAAGCAGAGCACACUGAAAUAAUUAUAAAUUUAAUUCCAUUAUAAUAAAAAUAUCAAAAGAAUUUAAAAAAAACUUCUUGGAUUCUUUGUCAUUAACCUUCUUACAUUGGGAACCUACUGUAGAGUAACAAAAGGAACUAUAUUCUGCCACAUGAAGACAAAAGACAAUAACAUUUUAUAUUUUAAAGCCAAAAGCUUAAAAGAAACAGCACGCACACAUUUAUAUGUAUGUACUUUUUUCCUUAACAUAUUUAUAGCUUCUCAUAGGUCACACACAUUAAAAAGUAGCACACAUCUGAAAUGUGCAGAAGUAAGAUCACACAUUUUCCAAAUAAAGUACAUCAUCAGUUCUGUAUUUCUCUGUCCUCCAACUUUAAAAUCCCUAGGAACUACAAAAAGAGGGAGAGAGAAAGAGAGCCCCCCACAUAUCAGGAGGUCAUAUUGAAUGAUUCCAAGCAAUAGUAGAAACCUGUACUGAAUCCAAGUUUUUAACUGCCAAGUUUUAACUCCUGGCUGCAGUUCCCAACAUAUGACAUAAUUUAGAAACUUGGUUUAGGCACAGGAGAAUCAUAGGACUUAAAAACACUAUGUCCCUCAGCAUGUAAGAUAUUUAUGGAAAAUCCAGGCAAGUAAUAAGUUGUAAAGAAACUAAAAGGAAAAUAUUUUGAAAAAUGGCAGCUAUAGCUUUUUAAAUCAAAAACGGAAAAGAAGAAAGGAUGGCCAUUUUAUUAAUGUGUAAGUUGAGUGGAACCUCUUUGGGUCCUUCACAGCCUUUCUAUUCUUCCUCCAUCUUCUAACAUCCAUGAUUCCUUAGGGCCAUUACGAGACCCACCAGGAGGAUGGAGCAGCUGAGGAUGGUGCUACUUUUCCAAUCAGAGAUGAUCACAGAAGUUUAGAAAUAAGCAUUUUCACCCCAAUCCAGCAAUACCAGCACCACCACCCACAAUGCAUACAGACUUGCUCACAUAUACCCUGAAAAAAACUUCCAAGGCUUCCCACUGCAUCUAUUUGAAUCUAUCUUAAUGGUAUAAGGUUUGACUCAGAAAUUAUAGAUGAAAUUAAGUUUUACCUACAAAUCUCAUCUUUACCUCUAAAAUCUCAUCUGGUCAAUGUUUGUUAUCCCUGUUACAGAAACAGAAGAGUGAUAAACACAGAAAAAAAGUCACCAAAUUAUAUAAAAUGAUUUUCAUCUGUUCAUAUUGAUGUUUAACCUUAGACAUAUUCUGAUACCCAAGCACCCAUCUGUGCAUGGCUGUUGUUCUCCAUGCUUAAGAGGCCAUAGUUAUGUUUCAGUACAGUUCAUUCACAUCUUUAGUUAUUCAUUUGUUAAGCACCUACUAUAGGCCAGGUAUUGUUCUAGUUGCUGGGGCUGUAUCACUGAAUAAAAUAGGUGAAAAUCCCUACUGUCAUGAAAUUUGCAUUCUAGUGGGGGCAACCAAUAAAUGAAAUAACUAAAAUUACUCAGAAGAUAACUGCUAUGAAGAAAAAUAACAGUGGAGGGAAUGAGGAGUGUUGUGCCCAGCUAAAAACAAGGCAGUCAGAGAAUCCCUCACUUAGAAAAUGCCAUUGAAGGAGCUUCUAUAGCUGAACAUGUGGAGGCUCCUGGAGGGUGGAAGCUCCAUGCCCCUUCUCCCACACAUCACCCUAUGCAUCUUUUCAUGAGUAUCCUUUGUGAUAAGCCAGUAUAAAGGUUUCAUUGGGUAUGCCUGCUAUAAUCUCUGUAAUCUCAUUGUCAUACAAUUAAUUAUUAUUGUGGAAUAAAUUUUCCUUAAGUGGAAACAUUUGCACCACCUAGAGCUAAUGAUGCUGGAAAAGAUGAAACUGACAUAUCUGUAGGGCCGGGCCUCACUUUCAGAUCCCUGUUUACUCCCGCGAAGCCUGUGUCUUUGAGUUUGUAAUGAGCAUGUUCAUUUCUGCCACUUUGAGAGAUGUGUGGCUAUAGGAAGCUGUAUUAGGUGUAGUCACAAGAUCUGCUAGUCUGCAACAAAGUGCCAGUUUAUGACAGCCAGUGCACCAUCAUCUAUCCCCGGGUAUGGCUGCAAAUGAGAAGAGGUCUUUUAAGGUGACCUCCCACACGCACAAACAACUACUCUUUGCCACCACCUUCCAACAGUGGGUUCAACUAGUUGUACAAACACACUGCCAACGAGAUUGUUUUUUAGACUGUGUCACCUACUCAGGAGGUUUACAACCGCCUCUGAGUUGUUUAAUGACAGCUGAUAACUGAAGGGAAUAAGAAUGUUGAACUUUAUUAGAGGCCUGUCCUCCUGGAAAGCAGUAGUGGUUGAGAAAUUCCCCACCCUUUAUGUUCUGGGACAUGACUAACUGCAAAGGACCACCCUGUGCUUGUAGAUAGGACUCACCUCUACCCUUUGUCCUGACUCCCAUAUUCCUCUACCUCUGUAAAGCUGUAGGACCCUUUCUCUUUUUUGAGAUGUUCCUUAUUUAUGAACCUUCUCCCUAUUGCAAUAAUCUGAAUAAAAUCAUCUCCUUUAAAAUAAAAUGCUAUUUCAGCAAAGACAUGGAGUUGAGAGAGCACUUCAGCAAGGGCAAAGGCUCUGAAACAGGAACACACCUGGAGUAUUUGAAAAAUGGCAAGAGGACCAGCAAGGCUAAAGGAGGGAGAAGUAGGAGAUGAAGUCAGAGAUGAAGGAGAGGAGACUUGGAUUUUACCAUAAAUGACAUGAAUGAGAUGAUGGAAGCAGAAAUGAUGGAAACAGAGGUGAUGGAAACUCUACCUCAAUCAUCUAGGUUCCCAGGUGCUUGUGGUUAGGACCAAGCUGGGGAAGGACAAGAAGUUGUUGAAUUCUAGGUAUAUUUGAAAGGGAGAGUUAAUAGGUUUUGUAAAUAUAUAUAUGAAAAAACAAAAGGAGCCAAAGACGACUUCUUGAUGUUUGGGCUGAUUAACUAGAAGGAAGAAGUUACCAUAAACUGAGAUGGGGUAUGAGUCUGUUUUGAGCAAGACAAAAUGAGGAGUUCAGUUUUGCUUAUGUUGAAUUUCAGAUGCGUAUGAAAUGUAGAUGCCUCAAUGAGGGAUUGGGGGUAUGCCUAAUAGGCAGUGGCUGGAAUUUGGCUGACUUCUCCACCCUAACUUUAUCUACCUCCAACAGGUCCUUUCACGGUCCCCUUAGCCCUUCAGCCUAUCCUAAAUUCUUCCCCUUUCCUCGCUUGGGGGAUUGAAAUAACACAGAUCCUUUCAUUGCAGAUUCCACCUCUGAUUCAAGAUGUCCCCCCUGCUUUGCUUGGGUAGCUACUCAGCAAUACUGUGAAAGCUAAAGUAAAAGGGGCAAGCAGAAAAUUUUUAAAGGGACUGAAGUAUCCUGGAAAUAAGUUGGAAUUUUUAAAUUACAUACAAAGAAGUUCUUGAAGUAAGUAAAUUGGAAAAGCAGCUGGGACUGAAACCUUGCCAUCAUUAAGACCACUAUUUAUUUUGAGAAAUUUGCAUAAUUAGUGUUUUAUAACAUCAGACUUUCCCUGUGUUUAUGUUUAUUAUUAAACUAAUACAUUUCAGCUGUUAUAUCUUGUGGUUUACAAAUCAUCAGGAGCUUGGGACAUUCGUGGUCAUGUAAAGAACAAAAAAGAUGUCAUUCUCCAAAUUACAAAACAGUCUUAUUGGGAACAAACAUAAACAUGAUGGGCAAAAAAGCAAGGCACUAAAUGACCUUGCUUACAGACCUGUGAAGUUUCUACUAGGGCCCAAUAAGGAGCAAAGGAAGAACACUCUGUUCUAAAUUAGACAACAGUUCUAGUAUAUAUGUAGGUAAAGAUGUGUGCUAAUGUUCUGCACUUAAAGACACAGUGUGAAUCCUGCCUGCCAGUAGUGUACAUUCAAAAAAAAGAGGAGCAAAAAUAUGUAUGUGUUGGUGGAAUUCUCGACCAUUAUCAUUUCAUUUCAAGAUGAGCAGAAAAACUACCUGCCCCCAUACCUUUCAACACUCCUUGAUAAGUGAUAGGGAGCUACUUCUUUUCAGUUUCAUGUAGAUUCCUGCAAGUCAUUUGCUCCAUUAUUUGAAGAAACUUUCAUUUGAACAAGAUUACCCACUCUUUCUGUUGUGCAGUUACACCACUUAAGGCAGAACUAGUUACAGAAUAAUGCAUGCAGUUUUUAUAAGUCUUACGUCUGAAAAUGCAAAUUUUGGAAUCUGAACAAUUUGUUGCAGAUUCCCAGACGAUUAUUAUCUUCAGACAAACUGACUAUUUGUGGUCAAUGAGUUCAUGUUUUAUGUCCUUCAAAAUGAAUGAGAAUUACUAUCACUCUUUGAAUGGCCCUAGAGUAGGUUAGAGGGGCUAAGUUCAGUCUCUGAGGUCAGAGCUCCAUUCCAGGCCCAACUCUGCUUCUUUGAGCAGGGUUGACUUUGGCCACAGUUUCAUUUCUGUAAACUGAGGUCAGCAAUAGGACCUACCAAUUAUCUGUUGUGUAGAUCA
This is a messenger RNA of Pongo pygmaeus (Bornean orangutan), 9831 nucleotides long. RefSeq names its product casein kinase 1 alpha 1 like (gene CSNK1A1L). The transcript has a single exon. Gene Ontology annotation, biological process: protein phosphorylation. Lineage: Eukaryota; Metazoa; Chordata; Mammalia; Primates; Hominidae. The coding region runs from base 1523 to 2536 and encodes 337 amino acids. The record is from RefSeq and is a predicted model, not a curated record. Gene Ontology annotation, molecular function: ATP binding; protein kinase activity.